Messenger RNA from Monascus purpureus, 4359 nucleotides. The record is from the annotation of a GenBank genome assembly. NCBI's taxonomy places the organism in Eukaryota, Fungi, Ascomycota, Eurotiomycetes, Eurotiales, Aspergillaceae.
UUCUCUUUCAUCCGCCAUGUCAUCUGUAUUCGUUGAAUCGAAGUUUCCUCGGUCUUUCUUGCCACUUUGCACUGCUCUGUCCAUCAGUUCCUUGUCGGACUUCCAGGUCAGGAGUAAUCUUUGUCGGCUUCUCAAAGGAUUCUGCUAUCCAGACUUCUGACUUUUCUAUUUAAUAUUCCUGAAUGCCCCUUUGUGACUGAGUUUCAUUUCAGACCGCAAAUGACCUCGAUGUCCACGAUGCCUUCUGUGGCGGACAUCCAAAGACCUCGAACCCCCGGUGGACACUCCUACUGUCAUAGAAGCAUCUUUUUAGUCAACAAUAUUCACUGCGCAUCAUGCGUCGCUUACAUUGAAGAGGUUCUAUCGCGAAUACCCGACGUCGGGGAUGUAGACGUCUCCAUUCUGACACAUCAAGUGUGCGUCUAUCAUGGAGAAGGGGCAACCUCUGCAGCCUUAGCCAAGGCUUUGAUCCAGGCUGCCUUCGAGGUUCAUCAUGUCACUGCCUAUAAUAAUGAAGGAAGUGUGAUAUCAGACAUCGAUACGACGCCGUGGCUCCAUCGCAACUCUUCAUCUUAUUCCAGUCCACGAGUUUUGCAUAUCCCCACCACGCCUGACAAGAGGGACGGACUUGGCACCGGAAGGACUCUACAUAUUGCAAAUUGCGACGCUUGCAGAAAGGAAGAGCUUGAGAAACUUUCUUCAUCAUGUCCGUCGGAAUAUGUGGCCUCACAGGAGAAAAGCCACCAGGGUACAUUCUGGCACCCUUCCGGUGGCUUGUCACAUAGUCCCAGUCUUAAACGGAGAGCGUCCGAUACAGAACAGCUUGUGUCUCAUUUUCUUUCGACGGAUAUCUCAGAAACUGACAUACUUCCCCCGGAUUCACCAAAUGAAUUGUCGAGGCCGGCAUCAGCUCGCCCUCAACAGACGCAGACCGAGAAGUUCAACGCUGUCUUGAGCAUUGGAGGGAUGAGCUGUGCGUCAUGUGCCAAUAGCAUUACGAGUCAAGUCGAACAGUUGGAGUUUGUCCAAGACAUCACGGUCAAUCUUCUUACAAACAGUGCGGCAGUCAGCUAUGACGGCCCCCAGUCAAAUAUCGAUAAAGUUGUUGAGCAGAUCGAGGAGAUCGGCUUCGAAGCCUCGGUCGGCGAAGUUACUCCUGCCUCAACAUCUAAACAAGUGACAAAGAGUUAUAUCACCGAAAUUUCCAUCGAUGGCAUGACUUGCGGCUCAUGCGUUGGAGCUGUUACGCGCGGAGUCGAAGAGCUUCCUUUCGUUGUCAGGGUGUCUGUCAAUCUCCUGUCACACAGCGGGCAGGUUGAGUUCCAUGGCCGGGAAAACUUGGAUAGCAUUGUGCAAAAGAUUGAAGAUUUGGGCUAUGACGCGUCUGUAACUAGCGUCCAUGCUGUGGCUGCCAACGACGAUAGCGAUGAGUCUACGGCGAGAAAUACGAGAACAGUAUUUAUCAGAGUGAAUGGAAUGUUCUGCCAUCAUUGCCCUGACAAGGUUUUGGGAUCUUUGCGUGACUUGCCCGAUCCCUCGCUGGUAAUCGAGAAGCCUCUAUCCGUCAAAGAUCCCGUUCUGAAAAUCACCUACGUUCCUCAUCCACCGGCAGUCACUAUUCGCAGGAUCCUCUCUACUAUCGAGGAUGCGAAUAAUGCUUUCAAAGCCACUGUUUAUCAUCCACCAAGCAUUGAGGAUCGUUCUCGUGCAAUGCAGUUGCAUGAAAGACGUCGUCUUCUUUCCCGCCUGCUCUUUGUUUUCGUCGUGACAAUUCCGACCUUCCUAAUCGGCAUAGUGUUUAUGAGCCUGGUACCGUCAUAUAAUAGGAUUCGUAUGUACCUGGAGCAUCCUAUCUGGGCUGGGAACGUCACUCGCAUAGAGUGGGCACUUUUCAUCAUGGCGACGCCGGUCAUGUUUUAUGGGACGGAUGUAUUUCAUGUUCGAGCUGCAAAAGAGAUUUACGCUUUGUGGCGCCCGGGUAGUCGCGUCCCAAUUCUGAGAAGGUUUUACCGAUUUGGCAGUAUGAACCUUCUAAUAUCUGCGGGAACCAUGGUGGCUUACAUCGCGUCAUUGGCCGUACUCGUCAUUGAUGCUGUUGAGGCUACACCGACAAGCACCCACAGCUCGACCUAUUUUGACACAGUGGUCUUCCUGACCCUUUUCAUUCUCGCUGGACGCUUCAUGGAGGCCUACAGCAAAGCCAAGACUGGCGAUGCGGUUACGUCGCUUGGAAAGCUAAGACCAUCAGAAGCCCUGCUAAUUGGCAGUUCACACCCCUCGUAUCAAAACAUCUCGGUCGAUUUUAGGGCAGACGGGAUCCAAAAGAUUCCUCUCGAUCUGUUAGAGGUAGGCGACGUUGUUCGCGUUCUCCAUGGCACUUCACCCCCAGCGGACGGCAUAGUCAUGGGUGAUGGUUCCUACCAGUUUGAUGAGAGCUCGUUGACUGGAGAGUCCCGACCUGUUAAGAAGACGACUGGCGACCAAGUCUACGCUGGGUCUGUCAACAUCGCUCAGCCAGUUCAUGUACGGAUCACCGAGAUUAGCGGCUCGUCGAUGCUGGACAAAAUCAUAGCGGUGGUUCGUGAAGGCCAGACUAAACGCGCCCCUCUGGAAAGGGUUGCAGAUACAAUCACUGCUCAUUUCGUCCCCACGAUUACUCUAAUUGCCAUAGUCACCUUUGUUCUUUGGCUCUCUCUUGGUGAGUCAGGGGUGCUACCUGCUGAUUACCUUGAUAUCGCCCGUGGAGGCUGGGCCUUUUGGAGCUUGGAAUUUGCUAUUUCCGUUUUUGUAGUUGCCUGUCCCUGCGGCCUGGCUCUUGCUGCCCCAACGGCGUUGUUUGUGGGUGCAGGGUUGGCCGCUAAGUCUGGGAUUCUGGUGAAAGGCGGCGGAGAAGCCUUUCAAGAAGCCAGUCGUCUCAACGCCAUCGUUUUCGAUAAAACUGGCACUCUUACAGAGGGAGGCAGUUUGAAGGUCUCGGACCAUGAAGUUAUGUCUACGGACCCGGAGGAAUCACAAAUUGCAUGGCUCCUUGCUCGGAAGCUUGAAGAGAAUAGCAAUCACCCGAUUGCUAAAGCCGUACUGGAGUUCUGUUGCAGCGUUGAGACGUCGUAUAUGUCUGUGGCCUCCGCAGAGAUGCACGAGAUUGCUGGGCAAGGGAUGAAAGGUGUCUUUACAGUAUCGAGUGAUGGCCAGAAACAAACGGUUAGGUAUGAAGCUGCUAUCGGGAAUGAGCGCCUUCUCAAGGGCCUUGCAUCACCAGACUUGGACACUUACUAUCUCUCCACGUUGCUUUCCAAAUACCAGUCGUCAGGGAAAUCUACUGCGAUUCUCUCGCUGCGGAGGAUUGACGACCAGUCUCACAAUUUCCUUCCGUCAAUUGUCUUCGCGACGUCAGAUCUGAUCCGCCCUGAGUCUGCGCAUGUCGUGUCUCAACUACAAGAACGGCAUGUGGAGGUCUUCAUGUGUACGGGAGAUAACCAGAACACCGCAUAUGCCGUGGCAGAUAUGUUGAAGAUUCCGCGCUCCAACGUGAAGGCCAACGCCCUACCUGCCGACAAGGCCGAUUUUAUCCAUCAGAUCCAAGACGGUGGGACUUCAUCUUCGUCUGUGGACCAGUCACUAGCGGAACAUUCUCAGGGCCAGGGCGAGAAGCAACGAAAUGGACCAUUACGUCCAAUUGUCGCAUUUGUGGGUGAUGGCGUCAACGACGCUCCCGCCCUUGCGGCAGCAGAUGUCAGCAUUGCCAUGGCAUCUGGCUCGGAUGUGGCUAUCAAUUCGGCAAGCUUUAUUCUCCUGAACUCAAACCUCAGCACUAUUUUGCAGCUCGUCAUUCUCAGUCGCCGCGUCUUCAAUCGUGUCCGCAUGAAUUUUGGGUGGGCAAUCGUGUAUAAUCUUUGCCUGGUGCCGAUUGCGGCGGGCGUCUUCUAUCCUAUUGUGUCCGGACAGCAACAUGGCAAUAACUUCAAUGAUUCCAUGAUGGUCAACAAACAUUGGAGGUUAGGUCCCGUGUGGGCUGCACUUGCGAUGGCACUUAGCAGUGUCUCGGUUAUCAGCAGCAGUUUGGCUUUAAGAAUUGAGAUGAGAGGUCUAUUAGGAAAGAUAUUUAAAUGGAAACAGAAGUGAGUCAUGAUAUGGUGCUUUUUUUGGUAUAAAUAGUCUACAUCUGAUGGUUUACUAUGUCUGGUGGAAUAAGUGACGGUUAGUCUGAGCAGUGUCACCAUGUAACCCCAGUGAUCAAGGUGAGAUUGCGAACAACAAAGCCGGUUCCAAGGCUCCCAUUUAUCUUUGCUCUGGUCAAUAUAAUGGCAUUCCAACUAUUUUUAAACUAUACUUCCAAGACAAUUUCUGCUUCUACUCAGA